Molecule: messenger RNA, 2414 nt
Organism: Eutrema salsugineum
Lineage: Eukaryota; Viridiplantae; Streptophyta; Magnoliopsida; Brassicales; Brassicaceae
Product: probable methyltransferase PMT21
Exons: 8
Coding region: 244-2046 (600 amino acids)
Cellular component (GO): endosome; cytoplasm; trans-Golgi network
Molecular function (GO): methyltransferase activity
Source: RefSeq, a predicted model, not a curated record
AUCUCUCAUCUCUCUCCCAUUUCUUCAAUUUUGGACUUCAAAUCCAAAAAGAGAUAAUCAAAGUCUCUCUCUCCGUCGCCGGAAAAUCUUCUCCUCAGGAAUUCGAGGAGACCAUUCGAAGCCGAAAAUUCGGAAAUCGCGCUCCAAAUCCAGAAUUAGAAGAGGAUUCGUCCUCGAAUCUAGGGUGUAUUGACCUUCUAAAAAUAGGAUUCUAUUUAUAUCUGUUAUUCAGUCCAAAAAACGAUGAAGUAUAAAGAUGAGAAGUACGAGAAAGCUGAGAAAGGCUCAACAAAGGUCUUGCCCAAGACAGUUUUACUGAUUGUGCUAUGUGGCCUCUCAUUCUAUCUUGGUGGGUUAUAUUGUGGGAAGAACAAAACCGAAAUUAAUGAUGUUGCAAAAGCUGGUUCUUCCUCAGAUGUUGUUGACUCUCUUCAAGUCAAAUCUGUUUCUUUCUCGGAAUGUAGCAGUGACUACCAAGAUUACACUCCGUGCACGGAUCCAAGGAAAUGGAAGAAGUAUGGGACUCACAGGCUUACUUUCAUGGAACGCCAUUGUCCUCCUGUGUUUGAUAGGAAGCAAUGUCUGGUUCCUCCUCCCAACGGCUAUAAACCGCCGAUAAGAUGGCCAAAGAGCAAAAACGAAUGUUGGUACAGGAAUGUGCCAUAUGAUUGGAUCAACAAGCAGAAAUCCAACCAGAAUUGGCUAAGGAAAGAGGGUGAAAAGUUCAUUUUCCCGGGUGGAGGUACAAUGUUUCCUCAUGGAGUUAGUGCUUAUGUCGAUUUGAUGCAAGAUUUGAUCCCUGAGAUGAAAGAUGGGACUAUUCGAACUGCCAUUGACACUGGUUGUGGGGUUGCGAGCUGGGGGGGCGAUUUGUUGGACCGCGGUAUCCUAACGGUGUCACUCGCCCCGAGAGAUAACCACGAAGCUCAAGUCCAGUUUGCACUAGAACGUGGAAUUCCUGCAAUUCUUGGCAUAAUCUCGACUCAACGUCUCCCGUUCCCUUCAAAUUCAUUCGAUAUGGCUCAUUGCUCAAGAUGCCUUAUUCCAUGGACAGAAUUCGGUGGAGUCUAUCUUCUGGAGAUUCACCGUAUCCUAAGACCUGGUGGCUUCUGGGUCUUAUCUGGUCCACCAGUCAACUACGAGAACCGCUGGAAAGGUUGGGACACAACCAUUGAUGAGCAGAGAUCAAAUUACGAGAAGCUGCAGGAUCUAUUAUCUUCAAUGUGCUUCAAAAUGUAUGCCAAGAAAGACGAUAUCGCAGUGUGGCAGAAAUCUUCAGACAAUAUGUGCUACAACAAGCUGUCCAACGACCCUGACGCAUACCCGCCAAAAUGUGAUGAUAGCCUCGAGCCAGACUCUGCUUGGUAUACGCCGUUACGACCUUGCGUUGUGGUUCCAAGCCCUAAGCUUAAGAAGACAGAUUUGGAAUCAACUCCCAAAUGGCCAGAGAGAUUGCACACAACUCCUGAAAGGAUCUCUGAUGUUCCUGGAGGAAACGGUGGCGUGUUUAAGCACGACAACAGCAAGUGGAAAACGAGAGCUAAGCAUUACAAGAAGCUGUUACCUGCUAUUGGCUCUGAUAAGAUUAGGAAUGUGAUGGAUAUGAACACUGCUUAUGGAGGUCUUGCUGCUGCUCUGGUCGAUGAUCCUUUGUGGGUCAUGAACGUUGUCUCUUCUUACGCUGCGAAUACACUCCCCGUUGUGUUUGAUCGUGGAUUGAUCGGAACGUAUCACGACUGGUGUGAAGCUUUUUCGACAUAUCCAAGAACUUAUGAUCUUCUUCACGUUGAUGGGCUGUUUACAUCUGAAAACCAAAGGUGUGAGAUGAAAUAUGUAAUGCUGGAAAUGGAUAGGAUCUUGCGUCCUAACGGGUAUGCGAUUAUACGUGAAUCGAGCUAUUUCGCGGAUACCAUCGCAUCAGUUGCUAAAGGACUGAGAUGGAGUUGCCGUAAGGAAAAAACAGAGUCUGAAUCAGAGAAUGAGAAGGUCUUGAUUUGCCAGAAGAAGCUGUGGUAUUCAUCUAACGCAACUUCAGAAACAAAAUAAGAAAAAAAAAAGAAAAAAAAAAUACGACGAAUCUAAAGCUUAAGCUUAAAGCUUUUGUUUUGUCCGGAGGUUUCUUGAGAACAAAGUCACGAGAACAACCACCACCAUAGGUUCUUUGUCUUGCUUCGAAGCCAAGAAAGCUGUUGAAAGCUGCCAAUUCAUUUUUAUUAUCCCAGCAUAUUUAUCAACUUUCGAAUUUUUUUUUCUAGUAUAUGCUUGGUGAGAAUUAUAUUAUUAAUUUGUUUGUUUAAAGAGUAACUAUUAAGCUCGAGAUUUCUCCAAUGUUAGGUAUAUCGAUUUGAGAUAUCGUUGUAUUGGUUUACACGUCAAUAUGUCAUCCAUUAAUAUACAUUAUAAAUUUUUCUCUU